This is a messenger RNA of Ailuropoda melanoleuca (giant panda), 407 nucleotides long. RefSeq names its product putative solute carrier family 22 member 31. The transcript is spliced from 2 exons. The coding region runs from base 50 to 376 and encodes 108 amino acids. Lineage: Eukaryota; Metazoa; Chordata; Mammalia; Carnivora; Ursidae. The record is from RefSeq and is a predicted model, not a curated record.
CACUUCUCUCCAUGCAUGUGGGAAUGGGACGGAUCCAGGGAGCCACGGGAUGACCUCUCCCCCUAGGUCCCGGGCAGGGGCAUUGGCUUCUGCCAUCCCUACACCCCAUCCUUGCAGAUUCCCAUCCCUGUUCCCUGAGUCUCCCUGCUGGCUGCUGGCCACGGGACAGCCAGCCCGAGCCAGGAAGAUCCUGUGGCACUUUGCAGAAGCUGGGGGCGUGGACCCCGAGCACAGCUCAGAGGAGGAGAGCUCCCUGGCUAUGGAACUGGACAUGCUGGGCGCAGGGAGCCCCCAGCCCCAGUACCACUCCAUCCUGGAGCUGCGGCAGACCUGUGUCACCUGGAGAAAUGGACUCAUCCUGGGCUUCAGUUCGUGAGGAGGGGAGGGCAUGGGUGGGCUAAGUGUCU